Molecule: messenger RNA, 1635 nt
Organism: Sporisorium graminicola
Lineage: Eukaryota; Fungi; Basidiomycota; Ustilaginomycetes; Ustilaginales; Ustilaginaceae
Exons: 1
Coding region: 1-1635 (544 amino acids)
Biological process (GO): proteolysis
Cellular component (GO): cytoplasm
Molecular function (GO): manganese ion binding; metalloaminopeptidase activity
Source: RefSeq, a predicted model, not a curated record
AUGUCGUCGUCCACUGCUUCCUCGCUCGCUGGUGUCGUCGUCGGUGUCGACACCAACGGCUCCUCCACCGCCAAGGACGUCAACGUCUCGGCCCAGUGGAAGGCCUCGCGCGCCUCUUCGUCGCGUAGCAACGAGCUCCGCGUCUUCUACCCAGACAACAGCGCUCCUGUCGCUGCCGUGUCGCUCGGCGAACAGAAGGCUGCCCCCACCACCACGCCGGACCUCACCCCUUCCGAGAAGACCUUCCUGCGCAACGAGCAGCUCGAGCGCGUCCGGCUCGCCGCCGCCAAAGGUGUCAAGGCGAUCCGCGACCUUGGUGCUGGCCCGGACGACAAGGGAGAUGCUCCUGUUGAGAGGUCUAUUGCCCUCGACACCAUGUCCAGCCCUCACGCUGCCGCCACCGGUGCCAACCUCGGCCUCUGGACCGUCAACCACUUCAAGACCCGUGGCAAGAACGCCGCUCAUGCCAAGGAUGCUGCCGUUCAGGGCGGAAAGGAGAUCAAGGUUGUGCCCGUAGAGGGAGCCGCCGACGAGACCGCCAAGAAGCAGCUCAAGGAUGCCGGCGAUGAUGUCCCCAGCGUCGCCCCUCUCAGCUGGUACACCGGCGAGAUCUACGCAGAGGCUCAGAACUGGGCGCGUGAACUCAAAGAGACGCCCGCCAACCUCAUGACCCCAACCAUCUUUGGUCAGCGCGUCACCGCUGCCUUCAAGAACGUGCCCAAUACCACCGUCAUUGUCCACGACGAGGACUGGGCGCGCGAACAGCGCAUGAACUCGUUCCUGUCGGUCGCUGCCGGAACCGAUGAGCCCGCCAAGUUUGUCGAGAUCAUCUACAAGGGUGCUCCCGACAACGAUGCCCGCAGCGUUGGCUACGUCGGCAAGGGUAUCGUCUUUGACUCGGGAGGAAUCAGCCUCAAGCCCGGUGCUGCCAUGAAGGCCAUGCGCGCCGACAUGGGUGGUGCUGCUGCCGUUGUCGCCACCACGCUCGCCAUUGCCAAGCUCGGCCUGCCUAUCAACGUGGUUUGCGCCACUCCUCUCACCGAGAACAUGCCCUCGGGCAAGGCGACCAAGCCUGGUGACAUUAUCAUUGCCCGCAACGGUCUCUCUAUCGAGGUCGACAACACGGACGCCGAGGGACGUCUCGUUCUCGCCGACGCCCUCACCUACGUCACCGAGACCUACAAGCCUCACACGCUUGUCGACGUUGCCACUCUUACCGGCGCCUGCAUGAUCGCUGUCGGUGACGUCUACUCGGCCGCCUUCACCGAAUCCGACAGCCUCUGGAACGAGUUGCGCGUCGCCGGUGAGGCUGAGAACGACCUCUUCUGGCGUCUGCCGCUCAACGACGCUUAUCUCAAGCAGAUCUCCACCUCGAACGCUGACCUGUGCAACACCGGUGGCCGUCUCGCUGGUGCUUCCACUGCUGCCAUCUUCCUCAAGCAAUUUGUUGUUGGUCUCGGCGAGCGUGGCGGUGCUGCUCCUAGCGUGCGUUAUGCUCAUCUCGACAUUGCUGGUAGCAUGGAGGCCACCCCUACCACCAUCAACGACUACCAGCCCAAGGGUUUCACUGGACGUCCCGUUCGUGCGCUUAUCGAGUUUGCUCGUCGCAUCGCUGCCAACGGUGGCGCUAACUGA